This is a messenger RNA of Paramecium sonneborni, 453 nucleotides long. Lineage: Eukaryota; Ciliophora; Oligohymenophorea; Peniculida; Parameciidae. The record is from the annotation of a GenBank genome assembly.
AUGCUGAACAAUAAAAUUUUGGUGAUAUAAAUUUCUUAAUUGAGUAAACAGAACAUUCAAAAAUUUCAAUUAAAUGAUAAUCAAAAUAUUAUUUAAUUAGAUCCUCAUAUUACCAAGUUAGAAAAAGUUUAUGAUGUUCAAACAAGAUGUAUUUUUUUGCCUUUAAAAUCAGAUGAUUCAGAUAUAUUAAAUUAUGCCAUUAACAUUUUCAAUUAAUUCCUAAAUUAAAAUCUUUCUUUUUAUGUAUUAUCUCUAUUAAAUCAUAAACAAAAAUAUUUUGCGAAAUUGGAAACAGGAGUUAAUCCUCUCUUAAUUUCUAGAAUUACUAAUAAUAUUUUAAUACCAAUACAGAAACAAAUUGAUUAUUAUAUAGAAUAAGAUGGGUAUUUUGACUCUCUUUAUUAAGAUACAAUGAUUUUGAUUAAAUAAUUAAUUUCAAUAUAAACUAACUGA